Molecule: messenger RNA, 1680 nt
Organism: Ceratosolen solmsi marchali
Lineage: Eukaryota; Metazoa; Arthropoda; Insecta; Hymenoptera; Agaonidae
Gene: Mef2
Product: myocyte enhancer factor 2
Exons: 9
Coding region: 421-1593 (390 amino acids)
Biological process (GO): cell differentiation; positive regulation of transcription by RNA polymerase II
Molecular function (GO): protein dimerization activity; histone deacetylase binding; RNA polymerase II cis-regulatory region sequence-specific DNA binding
Source: RefSeq, a predicted model, not a curated record
UGCGCGCGCAAGCACGGCAGCAAAGCGGAGCAGCGCCGUGGGUUUUUUUAGCAGUGAGUGUGUGUAUCCCGUGAGAGACGCGAGUAUCGUCGCGCGCGCGCGCACCAGCCGCUCUCCGGUGCCUCAUCCGUGGAGGAACUCGAGGAAAAAGAGAGAGAGAGUGUGUGUCGAGGCGGCCGAGGAUGCCGUCGCGGGCGCUCUAGCUAAGGAGAUAACUCUUUAAUAAGGAGGACUCCUAGUAGCACUAGGACGCACGCGAGAAUAGCGAGGACGUCGAGCCGUGCCGCUGAGGGACGUGUGUCACCGGCUUCCGUGUGACAGUGCGCGAGGAUGAAGCGCACGAGCUGCUGACGUGCGACUUUAUAACAUUCCAUCCAGAGAUUUGACAGAGCAGCUCUUAAUCCAAAAACUGACGCAAAAAUGGGUCGGAAAAAGAUACAAAUCUCGCGGAUUACGGACGAACGGAAUCGUCAGGUGACGUUCAACAAGCGAAAAUUCGGUGUCAUGAAGAAGGCGUACGAGCUGUCCGUCCUGUGCGACUGCGAGAUCGCCCUGAUUAUAUUCAGCUCGAGCAAUAAGCUGUACCAGUACGCCAGCACCGACAUGGACAAGGUCCUCCUCAAGUACACCGAGUACAACGAGCCACACGAGUCGCUUACCAACAAAAACAUUAUCGAGAAGGAGCAUAAGGGCGCGAUGUCCCCGGAGAGCCCAGAGCCGGACGCCCAGGAGUACAAUUUGACGCCCCGCACCGAGGCCAAGUACGCCAAGAUCGACGAAGACUUCCAGAUGCUCAUAAGGAAUCAGCACAAUGGAUCGAGGGGUAUGGGACAAUCCAAUUACACAUUGCCCGUUACCGUGCCUGUAAAUAGUUAUGGGGAGCAAAUGCUUGGCUCUAGUCCGCAAAUAGCACACACCAGCAUCUCUCCGAGGCCGUCGUCAUCUGAAACGGAUUCAGUAUAUCCACCGGGAGGCAUGCUGGAGAUGAGCAACGGCUACCCACCCUCGGCCUCGCCCUUAGGUGGUUCCCCGAGUCCGGGGCCAUCACCCGCCCUCGGCGUUUCCAAGGGUAACCCGUCGAGGCACUCGCCUCAACCGCCGCCGCCGCCGCAUCCGCACCGAGGCAACCUACGGGUGGUCAUACCCACGCCUCUCGCCCAGUCACUCGCCGAGGAGGGCAACUACGACGGUGGUCACGCUCAGACAACGCUGAGCACCCCGGUGGUGGCGCUGCAGACGCCAACGGUCCCGGCGAGCUACACCGGCUUCGGGCCGACGGACUAUUCGUCGGACCUCAGUACUCUCGCCUGGUCCCACCAGAGGUACGUUGAUGACUUAUCAAUGUAUUCGGCCGCCACCAUGUCCAGCAUAAGUCUUCCUCACCUGGCGGUGUCGAGCAGCACACCGCCACCUUCGACGUCGCCGAUCCCCGUGAAGAUCAAGAGCGAGCCGAUAAGUCCGCCCCGGGACCCCAGCAGCAGCAGCAACAGCAGCAACAACAACAGCAGCAACAGCAGCAGCAGCAGCAGCAACAGCAGCAGCAACAACAACAGCAGCAACAACAACAGCAACACGGGGGCCCGCAGACGCUGAAUCUCGUGUCGGUAAACAGGCCCGGCAGCAACCCGCCGCCCUCGCACUCCGGCAGCAUCACGCCCACGAACAUGCCCUCGCCGGGGA